GCGGCGCGAUGGUGUGGGCCGGCCGGGUUGUUGCUGGCUCUGGCUUUGAACUGGCCAACUUCUCCAGCGGGCAGGGCGAGCGCCAGGGCGGCGGCGAGGGCGAUUCCCGUCCGCGCCAGGUGACGCGCAGAGCUGAAACCAUGGUUCAUCAGGUGCUCUACCGGGCGCUGGUGUCCUCCAAGUGGCUGGCGGAGUCGGUCCGGGCUGGCAAGCUGGGGCCCAGCCUGCGGGUGCUGGACGCGUCCUGGUACUCCCCGGGCACCCGCGAGGCCCGCAAGGAGUACCUGGAGCGCCAUGUGCCGGGCGCCUCCUUUUUUGACAUAGAGGAGUGCCGGAACACGGCGUCGCCCUACGAGAUGAUGCUGCCCAGCGAGGCGGGCUUCGCUGACUACGUGGGCCGCCUGGGCGUCAGCAACGACACGCACGUGGUCGUGUAUGAUGGUGACCACCUGGGCAGCUUCUACGCGCCGCGGGUCUGGUGGAUGUUCCGUGUGUUUGGCCACCGCACCGUGUCGGUGCUCAAUGGCGGCUUCCGGAACUGGCUGAAGGAAGGCCACCCGGUGACAUCUGAGCCCUCAUGCCCAGAGCCCGCCGUCUUCAAAGCCACACUGGACCGCUCCCUGCUCAAGACCUACGAGCAGGUGCUGGAGAACCUGGAAUCUAAGAGGUUCCAGCUGGUGGAUUCUCGUUCCCAGGGGCGGUACCUGGGCACUGAGCCAGAGCCCGAUGCAGUAGGACUGGACCCGGGCCACAUCCGAGGCUCGGUCAACAUGCCGUUCAUGGACUUCCUGACGGAGGACGGCUUCGAGAAGAGUCCAGAGGAGCUCCGUGCUAUGUUCGAGGCCAAGAAGGUAGACCUCGAGCAGCCCCUCAUCGCCACCUGCCGGAAGGGUGUCACCGCCUGCCACAUUGCCCUGGCCGCCUACCUCUGCGGCAAGCCCGACGUGGCCGUCUAUGAUGGCUCCUGGUCCGAGUGGUUCCGCCGGGCGCCCCCAGAGACCCGUGUGUCCCAGUGGAAGGGUGGGAAGGCCUGAGCAGUCAGCUCUCCUCCGCUCGCCCCCACUCCCGCCGGCGUAGUGCCCCCGGCGUGACCUGCAGCUGGUUCACACCUCUUCAGCAGAGGAGGGUGACAAGUUUUAGAAUUGCUGUGUAAAGCCCCCCUUUUCCCAGCAGCACUGGAAUAAAAUCGGCCUUUUCUGAGG
Messenger RNA from Ceratotherium simum simum (southern white rhinoceros), 1202 nucleotides. The record is from RefSeq and is a predicted model, not a curated record. Lineage: Eukaryota; Metazoa; Chordata; Mammalia; Perissodactyla; Rhinocerotidae.